AUGACACUCAAACCGUGCUGCGGGACUGGAUCGUCACACACCGGCACGCCUAAGGGAAGAUUUGAGAAGAAGCAUAGGUUGGACUGCUACGUCGCAGAAUCCAAUGGUGCUCCGAAAGGUAUAAUCGUCAUCAUUCCAGACGCAUUUGGCAUUGGUCUACUUAACAACCAAAUCCUCGCCGACGAUUAUGCUAGGCAUAGAUCCACAGUCUACUUGCCUGAAUUCAUAGGCGCUAAUAGACGUACUGCUACGACACUAGGCGCCGGAGUCCCCGCCGGAGUCUUCGACUCUAUAAGCUUCGUUACUCACCCUUCGUUCCUGACAUUCCCUACCGAUAUUGAAGCGACUGUGCUGCCGAAUUCCUAUACUACCGCCGAGAUCGAUCAACAGAUGUCGCCGGAGCAUGCCCAGAAGAGAAAAGAUAUCCUACAGGCGAAGACGGCGAAGACCAAGAUAUGUCUACCCUCGAGCCGCAUGACUCUCCUCGCGCUGGUAUUCGGAGGCAAUGACCAAAGCAUCGAGCAUGAAGUUAUCAUGUAUGAAAAAGUCCAUCACGGUUUUGCUGUGCGCGCAGAUGAGAAUGACAAGCUGGAAGCCGAGGCCGGGAAGGAGGCGGAAGGACAGGCGGUCCGAUGGUUCGAGAGAUGGUUCACCAAUCCACCUCCAUCCUGA
Molecule: messenger RNA, 672 nt
Organism: Fulvia fulva
Lineage: Eukaryota; Fungi; Ascomycota; Dothideomycetes; Mycosphaerellales; Mycosphaerellaceae
Exons: 5
Coding region: 1-672 (223 amino acids)
Source: RefSeq, a predicted model, not a curated record